Aspergillus fischeri NRRL 181 is the source of this 870-nucleotide messenger RNA. RefSeq lists its product as uncharacterized. The record is from RefSeq and is a predicted model, not a curated record. Lineage: Eukaryota; Fungi; Ascomycota; Eurotiomycetes; Eurotiales; Aspergillaceae. Bases 1 to 870 code for a protein of 289 amino acids. The transcript has 4 exons.
AUGGUCUUGGGUUUGGACGCGCAAGACUUCCGACAGCGCAAACGGAGCGUCUGGAUUGUCGCACUUCAUCGCUCCAUGGGACUUGUCCUUGCAAAGGAUACAUUUGCUUCCUCUGCUCGGGCUAUUCUCCGAGUCAUCUUCGUGAGUAGUCUCUUUCCUGGCGAUGAUAAAACCUUGCGCAGAAGCUCGAAUGAGGAACAGACUGAUACCAAACCCUAUACUAACACUUUCUGUCAUAGUUACUCAACGUCGCAUGUCCUCCCUUUCCCUCACGACGGAACCCGCAAGCAAUACGAGAUACUGAUUUUUGCUCUUCUUUUGAAGUUCCCUGCGGCUGCCCUCCCCGAGGCCCGUGCCGUCGUCGCCGCCCAGGUGGCUUUGGAGGUCGCGCAUCCCCGUGCUGCUGGUGUCGCCCUGGGGGCCGUCGCCUGCGCGGCUCGGGCCUUUCGGGCUCGGGUCGCCGCGGGCGGCGGUCCCCUGCCGCGCGGGUCCGCCCCUGCUGCCGCUGCCGCCCCUUUCGUGUCUGCGCCGGGGUCUCCGAUGGCAGCGCCUGCUCCUGCAGGUAUUUGGGCCGCCGCUGUCCAGUUCUUUUCUGGGCAUGUGCCAGCAGGGGAGAAAGGCCCGGGCCGCUUGGGCGACGGUGCUCUGCCGCGUGGUGCCCCUCCUGCGUCGGCCCCGACCCCCCCGUUCGUCUCUGCGCCAGGCUCUCCCAUGGCUGCGGCUGCUCCUGUGGGGUUCUGGAGUCGUGCACUCCAGUUCUUCGCUGGGCAAGCUCUGGAUCAAGAUACAGAUCGGUCUACCCACUCGACCCAAAUGGAUGUGGACGACACUCCGGUCCAAAUAUCCCAGGCAGACGACGUUCGGCCAUAG